CAAGGGUCUCGAAGCUUUCAACCGUCGGUUUUGCCGGACAACGACAGACGUCAAAGCCAACCUUGCGGACCUCUCGACCUUGGGUCCUUUGCUAUACAGCCGCGGAUGGGGCGGUCGAGGCGAUGGCACGAUUCGUUCUAGACAUCACGAUGCAGUCUCUCUUUGCUUUCCUUCUCUUCCCCCUCCUCGCCGCCGCCCAAUACCACGAGCAGCUAGUACUUCGACCACUACCCCUAUCCGCACUACUCGCCAGUUUCAACUUUCGCGCCAACACGACCAUCGCAGACUUUGAAGCGCACAACUACCGACUUUUUCCGCGCUCCCUUGCGCAGAUUUUACAACAUGCCGGCACCCGCGAGCUGCAUUUGAGGUUCGGGCUUGGACGAUGGGAUGCUGAGAGUUGGGGCGCCAGGCCUUGGGAUGGAACUCGGGAGGGCGGCACUGGUGUUGAACUGUGGGCUUGGCUUGAUGCAAGCACAGAUGAGGAAGCCGAUCGCAAAUGGUUGACGUUGACAAAUGCCUUGUCUGGUCUCUUUUGCGCCUCUCUCAACUUUAUCGACGGCACACGAACUACCCGGCCUGUCAUGUCUUUCCAGCCCGAGGGUGACCACCCCAACGUCACGGCUGCCAACAUGCAUCUACUCUAUGGCACUCUUCCCCGCGAAGUAGUUUGCACCGAGAACCUUACCCCCUUCUUGAAGCUGCUACCAUGCAAGGGCAAGGCUGGCAUCGCUUCCCUGCUCGACGGCCACAAGCUCUUUGAUGCCUCUUGGCAGAGCAUGGCGAUUGACGUCAGGCCCGUCUGUAGUGAGGAUGGCGGCUGCGUUUUGGAGAUUGAGCAGACCAUUGACAUGGUCUUGGACCUGGACAGGGCGAAGCGACCCCGUGACAACCCUAUCCCUCGCCCUCCCCCCAGCGAGGAGCUCAAAUGCGACACCACCAAGGAGUACCACAAUGAACACACCUGCUUCCCCGCAGACUACACCGCCCACCAGGAUUGGACAUUGUCAAAAGUGUUCGGGCGGUCGAUGCAGGGUUCAUGCCCGCUGGCUAACAGCGACGUACCCCCAGUAUGCAUGCAAAUCCCCGAAAGCCGCAGUGUGUACACUUCGGAAGGGGUGCACGAGAUAAAGAACCCCGACGGGCGGUCGCGAUGCUUCAAGGUCGAUGACGGCGCUCUCGUCGAGCUUGUGCUUGCCGAGCCGAGCCAGGAAUCUUCCGCCCAUCCGGAAUCGCCGGGAGCUGAUUUCGAAUCCAGGGGUUUGCUGAAGCCUGAGGUUCCAGCUCUGUAUGCCGAGCGCAGCUUGACCGGCCAUGGCGCCGAACGCGGCGGCGUACAGACCAUUUUCACAAACCCGAGCCCAGACAAGGAGAUUGAGUUUGUGUACAUGGAGAGCCUGCCUUGGUUCAUGCGCAUCUACCUACACACCCUGACUGCCCGCGUUGCAGAUUCGGAGAUUGAUUCAAGGGGAUCUACGGUCUCGGCUGGCCAGGCCCAAGCCAAAGGAGAUAAAAAGGUGAUACAGGAGAUUUACUAUCGACCGGCACUUGAUCGCGCACGUGGGUCGCAGGUCGAGGUGCGCAUGCGCGUCCCGCCAGCCUCGACAGUCUUUCUCACGUACGACUUUGAGAAGUCCAUUUUGAGGUACACAGAGUACCCGCCCGACGCCAACAGGGGUUUCGACGUGGCAUCGGCCGUCGUAACCAUCCUAAACAGCAACCAAUCCUCUUCCACGUCUUCGAGAAACGCCAACCUCAGGACUGCGUCGGUUCUUCUCAGCCUACCAACACCCGACUUUAGCAUGCCGUACAAUGUCAUUAUUUUAUCCAGCACUGCAAUCGCUUUAGGGUUCGGAGGACUGUUCAACAUCUUGGUUAGGAGGUUUGUCGGGGCAGACGAAGGUCCUCGGCCGGGUUUGGCGAAUGGGCUGGCAAGGUUGAAGCAAAAGAUCAAGGGCAAGUUUGGGGCAAAUAAAACACCCGGCAAGGACGACGCCCCCACUCUGGCUUCCGCAGGCGACCAGGGUGCUGAUGGUAGUAAACAACAGGCGUUGACAUGAUCGUUUGCAGCAUUUAGAACUGAUUCUACGUAGUUAAGUUAAAAAUAAUGAGAAAACUGGCUUUGGUCAGAGCUUUUCGAUGGACUGACAA
This is a messenger RNA of Pyricularia oryzae 70-15, 2151 nucleotides long. Its product is annotated as GPI transamidase component GPI16. The coding region runs from base 123 to 2060 and encodes 645 amino acids. The record is from RefSeq and is a predicted model, not a curated record. The transcript has 3 exons. Lineage: Eukaryota; Fungi; Ascomycota; Sordariomycetes; Magnaporthales; Pyriculariaceae. Gene Ontology annotation, cellular component: GPI-anchor transamidase complex. Gene Ontology annotation, biological process: attachment of GPI anchor to protein.